AUGUGGCCAAGGCUAGGAUCCUUCAGCUUUAAUUCAGUGCGAUUAAUUCGCUUUAAGCCUACUCUGUUGCGCAAUCAGCCUGGUUUUGCUAGUAGGAGGUUUUCGAAGGCCGUAAAUAAAAAUGAAAUCGAAGAAUACGGUAGAAGAAAAGGUUCGAAAAUAGCUGGUCGUGUUUUUAUUUCUUCUAUUUUGUUAGGUACUGUGCUCUAUCAUACGAAUGAUACUGCCUAUGAUGUUAUGCGGCAUAUUGCUAUCACUACUGUGCGAGUAAGUGUUGUUACACACGCUACGUUGUUAUGUUGUUAUCACUAUAAAAGGACACUUUCUAAGAAGUAUAGCAGUGACGAAGAGUAUCAGGAAGCUCUUUCUAAAUGCCAUAAGAAAUGCGCAUUAAUUGCGCUACGUGCAUUAGAAAAGAACGGCGGCAUUCACAUUAAGCUCGGUCAACACAUUGGGGCAAUGACCUACGUCCUACCACCUGAGUGGACGAGUACUAUGAUUCCAUUGCAGGAUCGUUGCCCGCAAUCUUCUAUCAAGGAGAUUGACGAGUUGUUUAGACAUGAUCUAAAGAGGGGUUUGACGGAUGUUUUCGAGACUUUUGACACAGAACCUAUUGGGGUGGCUUCCUUAGCGCAGGUGCAUGUUGCUACCCUUAAAGGUUCUGGAAAAAAGGUUGCCGUUAAAUGUCAGCAUUUGCGCUUGAAGGAAUUUGUUCCUCUCGAUGUUAUGCUCACACAGAACGUAUUUAACGCAUUGGAUUUUAUGUUUCCAGAGUACCCUAUGUCAUGGUUAAGCGACGAACUCCAAAGUUCGAUAUACGUUGAAUUGGACUUUACGAAGGAAGCGCAAAAUGCCAUCAAUACGGCUAAGUACUUUUCCAAGUAUUCAAAAUUGACAGCAUUGAGAAUACCUCAAGUUAUUUCAGCUGAUAAGCGCAUAUUAAUAAUGGAGUUUGUUGAGGGAGAAAGGCUCGACAAUUUGAAAUACCUUGAUGAUAAUAAGAUCAAUAGAACCGAAGUUUCCUCCUGUCUAUCUCAUAUUUUUAAUAAUAUGAUUUUCACGCCAAAUGUCAGUAUUCAUUGUGACCCACAUGGCGGGAACUUGGCCAUUAGAGCACUAGAGCACCCUUAUGCUGGUCAUAACUUUGAAAUCAUAUUAUAUGACCAUGGGUUGUACCGGACACCUAGUACUGAGUUAAAGCGCGAUUACGCGAAAUUUUGGUUAGCGCUUCUGGAUAGAGAUCACGAAGGUAUGAAGAAGUAUCUCAAAAAGUUUGCAAAUGUAACAGAUGAACAGUUCCCUAUACUAGCGGCUGCUAUUACCGGUAGGUCUAUUGAAACUGCAUUGAACUACGAUAUUAAAAAAACAAGAUCCAUGGAGGAAAUUAACCAGAUGAAACAUGCAUUAUUAAAAGGAUCGUUAUUGGCACAGAUCAUGGCUAUCCUAUCAAGGGUUCCCAGAAUAGUCCUUUUGAUUUUGAAGACCAAUGAUCUGACCCGUAGUCUUGAUGAGUCCUUGGAGAAUCCGUUGGGCUUAGAACGUACUUUUCUAAUUCUGGCUCAGUACUGUGCGAAAACAGUUUACGAUGAAACUCGUGAAAACAUAGACCAGUAUUAUAAGAAGUGGUCAAUAAGAUGGAUAUUCAACGAACUGAAGGCAUGGGUUGAAUACCAAAGAAGAAAAAAUCAACUAGUAAUAUAUGACAUUGCAUCAUGGUGGAGGUCAAGCGCUUAUUCAAGUAUGUAA
This is a messenger RNA of Eremothecium sinecaudum, 1746 nucleotides long. RefSeq names its product Cqd2p (gene CQD2). The transcript has a single exon. Gene Ontology annotation, cellular component: mitochondrial inner membrane. Gene Ontology annotation, biological process: lipid homeostasis; mitochondrion organization. Lineage: Eukaryota; Fungi; Ascomycota; Saccharomycetes; Saccharomycetales; Saccharomycetaceae. The record is from RefSeq and is a predicted model, not a curated record. The coding region runs from base 1 to 1746 and encodes 581 amino acids.